Messenger RNA from Nomia melanderi (Alkali bee), 879 nucleotides. RefSeq lists its product as uncharacterized. Gene Ontology annotation, cellular component: RNA polymerase II transcription regulator complex. Gene Ontology annotation, molecular function: protein dimerization activity; RNA polymerase II transcription regulatory region sequence-specific DNA binding; DNA-binding transcription factor activity, RNA polymerase II-specific. The record is from RefSeq and is a predicted model, not a curated record. Lineage: Eukaryota; Metazoa; Arthropoda; Insecta; Hymenoptera; Halictidae. Gene Ontology annotation, biological process: positive regulation of transcription by RNA polymerase II; regulation of neurogenesis; sensory organ development.
AUGACCUUAGUGGCGUCGAAGGAGGGGAACGUAUUGCCCAUCAUGUUGAGCGUCCAGCAGCAGCAUCACCACCAUAAUCUCCAUGGGUCGUCCACGACCAGUGCUCAAACCCAUCGCGGCAACGUGAUCGUCUCCACGAACAGUAUGCCGUCCAACGACAUGAAGAUCCACCAACACGGUUGCAAGAGGUCCAAGAUCUACGGACAGACCGGACCGUACGGGACUGUUCCUCACCAGCCAGCUUCAGUGGCGAGGAGGAAUGCGAGGGAAAGAAAUCGUGUGAAACAGGUGAACAACGGGUUCGCUACUUUAAGGCAGCACAUACCCCAGAGCGUCGCGCAAGCACUCGGUGGAAGCACCGCUGGAACGCAUGGCGGUGCCAGGGCCGGUAGCAAAAAACUGUCGAAAGUCGAGACGCUAAGGAUGGCCGUCGAGUACAUCAGGAGUCUCCAACGUCUUUUGGAGGAGCAUGACAGCGGCUCGGACGCGAGUGUGUCUUCGCCGACCUCGUCGCCGCCCUCGUCCACCUCCUCGUCCACGUGUGGCUCCGGCAACGGGAUCGGAGUGGAGAGCAGCCACCACUCGCCAGAAUUGAGACUACGGGGGAACAUGAACGAAAUCAGACACCACAGCCCCGACAUGCACAGGCAUCUCAGACAAAAUCCCAGCCCGACAUUCGUGCCGGCGCCCUGUUCCGAAGCUUCCAGUUCACCCACGCCGAGCUUCGUUUCCGAGACCUCGUCAGCUGGCAGCCAGGGAUACGGAACUUCCGGCAACCUCUACACUGCCCAUUCCGACGGUUACGAUAAUUACGAGCCGAUGAGCCCCGAGGACGAGGAACUUUUGGACGUUAUCUCCUGGUGGCAACAAAGUCAAUGA